AUGGCUGAUCACGAAAUGGAUACGGCAGACGACCUUGUCUUCGACCCCGACCAGGACCCCGAGGAAAAACGCGAAGUUAGGCAGAAUUAUCGUUCCCUAGCAAGAAAAAUCGAAGAACAUCAGGGAAACCCGAAUGACUAUACCGCCACGGAACUUCUCUCCCAAGUCCAUGAGGCCGACAAGCUUUUCAACAAGGUCAAGGGACCUCAAGAGGCUACUUUGGACUCUCACUUGUUGCUGAUGGCGUCGAACAUGGGAGCCCAGAAAGCUCGUGCCAUGAAGUCAGGAUCUGGCGCAUUUGACAUCGACGAUUUUGUUUCGAAGCUGUUACGCUUCAUUUCCGGUCAGAAGAAUCUGGAAGAUGAUUUGCCAGAAGAUUCAGACGGAGAGGACGUAUCUGACCAGCCAACACUGGAUUGGGAUCGCAUCGGCCGAAAGGCGAUGGCGAAGAGCAGGCGUAUCCCUGCUCUUGGCUUCAUGCUAGGGCCACUCACAAUCGAGCAGAAGAAACGAACCCAGGUUAAGCGGUCCAAGCUCGAGAAGAACAAAGAAGACGAAAGGAAACCUCAAGAGCUGAAGGAAGAAGAUAUUUCCAGGUCACAGAAUGAAACAACCAAGAAUGUUGCUACUCUCAAAGCCAUUUUGGACGAACUAGGUCCGGUCAAUAUCUUCACGUUCGUCGUGAAUCCCAACGACUUCGCCCAAUCUGUUGAAAACAUUUUCUAUCUUUCCUUCCUUAUCCGUGAUGGGACGGUUGCAUUCGAGACCCAAGACGGAGAGCCUAUCAUCUACAGUUGUGAACAACCUAAAGAUGAAGAUUACGAAGGUGGAUUACAGAAACGGCAGAUGGUGCUAGAGUUCGAUAUGGCUACCUGGAAGCGAGCAAUCGAGGUCUUCAAUAUUACUGAAGCGACAAUUCCCCAACGACCGCCUGCGCAGACAAGGUUAGGGGACAAAUGGUACGGCUGA
This is a messenger RNA of Cyclocybe aegerita, 969 nucleotides long. The record is from the annotation of a GenBank genome assembly. NCBI's taxonomy places the organism in Eukaryota, Fungi, Basidiomycota, Agaricomycetes, Agaricales, Hemipholiotaceae.